UCAUAAGGGUCAUAAGCGUCAUAAGCGGUCAUAAGCGUCAUUGGUGUGUGAGUAUAGAAGAUUGAGAGAUUAAGAGCGAUUAAGAGUACGGAAAGGAAAGAUAAUUUGAUGCAGUAAAAUGGGGAAGAAAAAAGGAAAGAAAGGUGGGGACCAACCGGGGAAGCCAGAGCAAAGUGCUGCUGAGAAACAAGAAAGUGAAGCUAAACAAGUGGAACUAUCACAACCACAGCAGCAGCAAAAGAAGAAGAAGAAGAAGCAGCAGCAGGAGGAACCAGCACCACCACCUCAGCUAGGAGCAGUUGGUGGUAGUGAUGCUGGGCCAUCACACCAAACAGAGAAGCAAAAACAAAAGGGGCUACCACAACAGCCACAGUCACAGCAGUCAGCUGAGCCUCCUAGUGGUUAUGUUGCUCCUCGUAUUGGUACAGGCCAGACACAACCAGACAAAGGCCAAGCAGAACCUAGACCAAGACUACCACCACAGCAGGCCCAGCCACCACAGGAGCCACCUCCUCCACCUUCCACAUGGAGGAAACCCAAACAGGCUGAAGCAAGCCAUGAACCACCUUCACAGACUUCUGACAUUCAGGCACAAAGUAGAAGGCCUCCAGUGGCACCUUCACCUGGAUUUCCUGGUAUGAAGGGACCAUUACCCUCACAGCAGGUAACAGCUCCACAACCUGGGAUGGGAAGAACUCCACCAAGAGAAGUCUCUAAAGAACCUAGACCAAGACUACCACCACAGCAGGCCCAGCCACCACAGGAGCCACCUCCUCCACCUUCCACAUGGAGGAAACCCAAACAGGCUGAAGCAAGCCAUGAACCACCUUCACAGACUUCUGACAUUCAGGCACAAAGUAGAAGGCCUCCAGUGGCACCUUCACCUGGAUUUCCUGGUAUGAAGGGACCAUUACCCUCACAGCAGGUAACAGCUCCACAACCUGGGAUGGGAAGAACUCCACCAAGAGAAGUCUCUAAAGGAGCUGUUCAGCGAACUGUAGGCGAUAAAUCCGAUAUUGCAGCUCUAACGCAGUCCCUUCAGACUUUUCGUAUACCAACAAGGAAGGAUCAACAGAAAUGCGGCACCAAGGGAAAGCCAAUAAUUGUUGAAACUAACCAUUUGGCACUGGAUCUAAGAAGAAUACGAAACAACAUUGUUAUUCAUUAUGAUGUGACACUUAAUCCUUCACUUCCAAAGAGAAUGCUCAGACCUGCCAUGGAAGAAUUCAGACGAAAACAUUAUCCAGGGCGAUUUCCAGCAUUUGAUGGAAAGAAGAACUUAUAUAGCUCUGGAGAACUGCCAUUUGGCAGAGAGAUAUAUGAUGAUGUCAUAGUGUGUGAUGAUGAGAGCGGUAGAGAAAAGACUUUCAACAUCACCAUAAAGUACGCAUCUCAGGUUGAUUUGCGAUCUUUAUCCAAGUACAUGGCCGGUGGAACAUCUCUUGCCAGUCCGCAAGAAGCAAUUCAGGCUCUUGACAUUGUACUGCGCAAUGCUGCAGCCUUCAGGUUCACCCAGGUUGGACGCUCUUUUUUUACUCCUCCAAGGGAUCAAAUAUUGGAUCUAGGUGAUGGCCUAGAACUGUGGUAUGGAUUUUUUCAAAGUGCCAUCCUGGGAUGGAAACCCUUCGUCAAUAUUGAUGUGGCACACAAAGGCUUUCCCAAAGCAAAAAAUGUCGUAGACAUUAUUAUGGAGAUAUGUAAGACCCGCCAUGAAGACCUUCAGAGAGGACUGACAGUCUGGCAACAGGCAGAUUUUUUGACAUACAUUCGUGUGCUGGGUAGCAGUCAUGGUAGGGGUAUCGGGCAGAGGCUACAGAAAGCAAUGGGAGAUGCAUAUGCUGUGACCAGCAUAUUCAAGCCCAAUGCUGAUCUGAGCAAUGUCACUGGGGACAUUGGAAAAUUGUGCAAAGGUUUCAGUAAAGAAAAUCGUGUAGUUAUAGUUGGGGGGCCAG
Cryptotermes secundus is the source of this 1952-nucleotide messenger RNA. Its product is annotated as protein argonaute 1C. Gene Ontology annotation, molecular function: protein binding. Lineage: Eukaryota; Metazoa; Arthropoda; Insecta; Blattodea; Kalotermitidae. The transcript is spliced from 11 exons. The record is from RefSeq and is a predicted model, not a curated record. The annotation marks the transcript as partial.